Molecule: messenger RNA, 1233 nt
Organism: Trypanosoma cruzi
Lineage: Eukaryota; Euglenozoa; Kinetoplastea; Trypanosomatida; Trypanosomatidae
Exons: 1
Biological process (GO): pseudouridine synthesis
Cellular component (GO): nucleus
Molecular function (GO): pseudouridine synthase activity; RNA binding
Source: RefSeq, a predicted model, not a curated record
AUGGUGGAGAUUUGCUCGGCCGGAAAGGCAGAGGAUCGUGAAGAAUGUAUCGGGAUGCACUUUUUUCUCACGGACGCUAUUCUCGCGAAAAAGGGCAUGAACUUGGGUUUUAGGCGACCACUGGUGUCCCUGAAAACGUUGUACUCGGACUUUGUGGUGCGGGAGUUGUCUCCGUUGUACAACAACGGUGAGCCGCUUGUGCUGGAGCAACUGCCAACGGUCGAGCGAUUGGACAGCAAAGUGAAGGCUGUGAAACGACCACGAGAGGAGGAGGAGGCGAUGGCUACAGCGUUGGAUGCUCAACCGAACUUGUUACUGGAGCAUGUACAGGCGCAAUUUUCAUCGCUACUGGGUCCGGAGGAUUUGUCGUCUCUUCUGGAAGCUUUGCGUGCGGGUGCUGAUCGGGUGAUGCUUCGAGAUUCUUCACUGACGAAGGCGCAGCGCACACGGGUGCAUGAAGCGGUAAAGAACACACUUGGACCGUCGUAUUUCAGUCGCACUGUGGACGGGUCCCUUGUGAUUGAAAAGUCAACAUCAGUGACAAGAAGGGAGGAAAUGCGUCGCUCAAACCCACUGCACCUACAAAAGUUCUUGCACUUCACGCUAUACAAGGAAAACAUGGACAGCAAUCGUGCCCUGCGUGCAAUUGCCGGACAUCUUUGUUUGCCGGUGCGACAACUCCUUUUCAGUGGAACAAAAGACAAAAGGGCGGUGACUCUCCAGCGCGUUGCGGUUCGGGGCCUUUCGUGCGAGCGGCUCUCUGAAAUCAAUGAUCGGUCAUUUGGUCCGGAUUGUAAACUGAAGGUGUGUGGUUUUCAGGAGGCAGAGACUGGACUGCGCCUUGGUGAUACGAUGGGCAAUCAUUUUCUUAUUGCCCUCCGUCUUUUACCAGAUAGUACAGAGCCUUCACCUGACAUGCUGAAGGUCAUUCAAGAAGUUAUUGGCUCUGUUGGUGUGGUGAACUACUACGGGCCUCAGCGCUUUGGCACGACGGAAGUGUUAACAAGUGAUGUUGGCAUCAAAUUGCUUUCUGGAGAGUUUGAACAAGCACUUCGCAUGAUAUUUCAUUCUAAAGCGAUUGUUGAACCGAAUCUCCUUCCCUCGAAGGAGGCUGUGGAGCGACGGUCCUUUGAUGAGGCGCUAAAGCUUCUUCCACGCUACUGUUUUCAGGAGCGUGACAUUCUGAAGCAUUUGGUAAAAUGCCCCAACGAUUUUUUGGGCGCGUUGCACAUG